This is a messenger RNA of Didymodactylos carnosus, 1056 nucleotides long. Lineage: Eukaryota; Metazoa; Rotifera; Eurotatoria; Philodinida; Philodinidae. The record is from the annotation of a GenBank genome assembly.
AUGCAUCCACCAACUCAACGAGCUGUUGCUAAAUCUCUACACAUCAGUCAAUCAACAGUGUCAAAAAUUAUAAAAGAGUCGGGAUUUGUUCUACGAAAGAAACGAAAAGUUCAAAAACUUACAAGUGCAAAUGUUGAAAAACGUCGUCAACGAUCACGUCGUUUUUAUCUCCAACUAGCCAAUGGCCGAUACCGAAAUUUCAUCACAACCGAUGAAUCUUGGUUCUAUCUCGAUGGUACGAGCGGCAAGCGUAAGGUCUGUUACAUAAAGAAGUCAGAUCCGAAUUAUGAUCGUAUGAUCAUCCAACAAGACAGUUCACGUCCGAAAGGCUUUAUGGUGUGGGGUGGUGUAUCGUCCAAAGGAAAGACAACUCUUCGUUUUGUUGAACCUGGAGCAAAAGUCAAUUCACAAUACUAUAUUAACAAGAUUUUAAAACCAUUUUUGUCACGCGAUGUCCCUCGAUUGUUUCCAAUAGGUGGAAAAACUCGUCCGACGUUACAACAGGACUCUGCCCCGAGCCAUGUCUCAAAAGAAACGAUAGCUUUUCUGGAGAAUACAGCCUAUUUUGGUGCAACCGGCUCCGGCGUGAUACCAGUAAUGAGUCAUAAUACGACAGACAGCGAUGCAGCUAAGUUUAGCAAAAUACCAGUACAAUCGUCGUCAACCGAAUCAUCAAUGAAUCCAAAAUCAAAGUUGACCUUUGGAACAAAUAAAACAUCUAUAAAUACUCUAUUUUCGUUACCGUCGUCACUACAUGAAAUCACACCUUCAUUAAAUCAAACACCAAUUGAUUUGCGCAAGGCUAUUAUGGAGAACAUGAUAAAAAAUCCAAAAACGUUUUCAGGAGAAAAAGAGAAUAUGCAUAAAUGGCUAGAAGAUUUAGAAACACAGUUUGAUACAGGCGAUAUACCAGAUAAUAAUAAAUUCAGUAUUAUAUUCUAUCAAUUAAAGGGUGAAGCAUUAUCAUGGUUUAAAGAUAAUAAGCAGACUAUAUUAACACGGAAAGAUUUUGCCGACGAAUUCGCAUCACUGCUGGGCCUUUUAGUACCUUGGUGA